This is a messenger RNA of Acipenser ruthenus (sterlet), 3340 nucleotides long. Its product is annotated as targeting protein for Xklp2-A-like. Gene Ontology annotation, biological process: regulation of mitotic spindle organization; activation of protein kinase activity. Lineage: Eukaryota; Metazoa; Chordata; Actinopteri; Acipenseriformes; Acipenseridae. The transcript is spliced from 17 exons. The record is from RefSeq and is a predicted model, not a curated record. The coding region runs from base 202 to 2475 and encodes 757 amino acids. Gene Ontology annotation, cellular component: microtubule; spindle.
UGAUAACGGCGGAGCGCUAGAGGGAGUAAAUUCUGCAGAAGGCUAGAGCUGUUUACAAGAGAAGACAGUUUGCGAGAGAAAAAUAUAAUAUUUUACCGAAAAGGGGACAUUUGAUCCUUUUGCGAGAGAGCAACGAGAGAGGAGGUAGUUGAACAUCAUUUUGCAGGCAAACAAACAGUUGAAGACUUGAAGUCUUGUACAAUGGCAGAUAGUCGACAGAACGCGUCUGGAACAAAUUACGAGUUCGAUGCACCGAGUGUGGUCAUUAACUUCACAUCCAUGGAGCAUGAUGACCACGAUGCUGACAACUGGUUUGAUACGGUGGCAGAUGAACAACUUGUAACUCCAAUAAAAGCUUUUGGAGCUUCGCCUAGGUCUGAUUUACCAAAAGCUGUUGUCGCUCCAAUGGCCAAAGCUGAAAUCCAAGAGGAAGGCACAAAGAAUGAAGGCAUUGAAGACAAAAUGUGCCCUGUUUCUUCAGCUGCAUCUUCUAAUUUGGUGACCUCUUGGGGUAGCAGGAAACCUGGAGCCAACCAGCCUGCUAAGAUAAAAGCUCCAGGAGCAAAUCCGAGAAGAGUUUCAAAAAGAUUGUCGGGACAACAAAAACUUGAUCAUCAACGCAAGCAGAUGGCAAAAAUCCGUGAAGAAAGGCGGAGUGCUGCUACAGCUGCUAAAGAAUGCAUACCUCCAGUUAAAAAGCAAAGACGGGCUACCAGCAGAGGCAAACUGAAUGAGACAUCCACUGCUGAUGACACCGUGCAGAGUAGCAUGUUGCAGUCUCCCAAAUCAAAAAGCAGAAUAACCAGACCCAGCACUCCAAAUGUACUGAAGAGGAAGAACUUGGCUCCCAAGCAUAAGAGCUCUGAGCAGCAGGAGCUUGAGAAGAUGCAGCUUCUCCAAAAGGAAGUCAUGGAGCAGCGCAAGAGAAACAGUGAAGGCCUCAAAUCAGUUAUUGCUGGCACAAGCCAACCACCUAAAAAGGUUAUUCCUGGGACUGUACCAAUAGACUUCCAUUUCCGCACAGAUGACAGAAUAAAACCGCAUGGGGAACAUCAUUCAGAAAUCUCUUACAAAGAGAUUGACUUUACAGCGGGGCUGCGUAAACAUCCGCCUUCACCAAUGCGUUUAAAGGGCAGUACCAUCCCAAAACCAUUCAAUUUGUCUUGUGGUAACAAAAGGAAGUUUGAAGAAAGUAGUACAACGGAGUAUGUGUCCAUGGCUCAACAGAUUGAAUCAUUCCAGAAGCGCACACCUGCGCGGUACCAUCUGAGGAGCAGACAGAGAGAAGAACAAGGUCCAUCGCCAAUGAAGAAUAUUAAAUUAAAAAUAACAGAUCCAAAAACGCCACUACUUUUGGCCAGAGGGCGUCACCGAGCAGUUACAUGCAAAAGCACUGCGGAGAUAGAGGCCGAGGAGAUGGAGAAAAUGAAAAAAUUUAAGUUUAAAGCACUUGAGCUGAAUCGUAAAGUUCUUGAAGGUGGUCUCCUACCAAAGAAGCCCCCUGUGAAGGAAUCCACACAGCCAAUUGGCUUUGACUUGGAGAUUGAGAAAAGGCUUCGGGAGAGGGAGGCUACCAAGAUACCUGAAGAGGAGGAUUACACUUUCCAUUCCAGACCUCUUCCUGUAAAGAUUCUUGAAGAAAUUGUGGGUGUUCCUGAGAAGAAGCAGUUGCCUCCAACAGUGCCGCAGUCUCCAGCCUUUGCUCUUAAGAACAGAAUACGUGUCGAACACAAAGUAGAGGAGGAAAAAAUAGCUCCAGUGAUCAAAGCAAACCCAAUGCCACACUUUGGGAUUCCCUUCAAACCAAAGCCACAGGAAAAUAAACAUGUGGAAGCGUGUCCCUUCUCCUUUGAGUUGAGGGAUAAAGAAAAACAAACUCUGAAGGAGAGGAAAAUUGAGGAACUGCGGAAAGGGGAGGUUACUAAAUUCAAAGCCCUUCCACUUCCUGACUUUGAACACAUCCAGUUGCCAGAAAAGAAAGUAAAGGAAUCAACCAACCCGGAGCCUUUCAAACUCCUGAUUGAUGAGAGGGGUGCAGCUAAGAGUGAACGCUGGGAACAGAUGAUGAAGGAGGAGCUGAAACAACAAGCGGAAGCUUCUAAUUUCAAGGCUCGUCCAAACACAGUCAUCCAUCAGGAGCCGUUUGUUCCGAAGAAGGAAAACCGAUCCAUUCUAGAAACGAUUUCCAAUUCCGUAGUUGCAGAACAUUUUGAACUGUCAACGGAGAGGCGUGCCAGAGAGCGCAUGGAAUUUGAAAAGGUAAAUUCAGAAAGGGAAGCCCUGCGGGCAAAGAGAGAAGAGCAGGAGCGACAGGAGCUGGAGCAGAGGGAAAAGGAGGAAAUCAUUAAACUCCGACAAGAUCAGGUACACAAAGCACAACCAAUCAGACGAUUUAAGAAAAUGGAGGUGAAGCACAGUGACCAGAUACUAACAGUUCCCCAGUCUCCUAACUUCUCAGACAGAUUCCGUCUUUAAAGUAGCCGUGUGUUCUACAUAAUGUGUAAAUAUCUGAAUGCCUGACAGUUUUCUAUGUGGACGAUAAGAUUUGCCCAUUUGUGGCUUAACUAGAGGCUAGAGUUCUGUUCAAACAAAGGUAAUGCCAGAAUGGCACCUUGACUUAAUGACCUGAUUUGAACGUUGAGCGCACCUACCCUUUAUCUUAAUAUUUUAAUUUUUUUUUUUUUUUUUUUUGUAAAACUUAAAUGUUUGUUCAAUAAAUUGUACACUUGUUUUACAUUUCAGAUUCAUUUUUUUUUUUCUAUACUAUCCUAUAACUGUUCUGUGUCUUUUAAAAUAUUUUAAUGUUGGUGUCAUUUUAAGUUUUUGUUUUUGGCUUCAGAUGCAAACAUGUAGGCUUUUUCAAAACCAACAUUUCCUUAACAGCAAAAACUUCUUCCAUGGUUCUUUAACUCUUGAGCGUAUGUUACCAUGGGGCUCAGAAGUAAAUUUAAAAUGCGUAACAACCUGCUGAAUUAGACCUGACGAAAUGCAAGCAAUACAUUAAAAUGGCUAUGCACUGUAAGCUUACCAGAGGAGCAAUCACUCCUACUGCUUACAACACUUGGUUUAAGUUUACAUAAACAGCAACAGCUAUGUUUUCAGUACCUUUUUCCAUAUACUAUGGACUUAUAAUUGUAAAUGUGUGUAAAAGAAUUCUUCAAGUGGAUUAAAAAUGUAAUCCAAAUGUGCAAGGUGUUCCUCCAUAUGUGAUUUGUAUUUGUGUAUAAAUGAUAUAUUUGAGAUCAUGGCAUGGUAGAUACAUUGUCAAAUUGGGAGCAACCAUGGCUUUAGAAAAAAAUAAAUAGCAUCUGUUCUUGGUGCAGAGCAGAAAAUAUGUGAA